Nicrophorus vespilloides is the source of this 2299-nucleotide messenger RNA. RefSeq names its product protein SDA1 homolog (gene Mys45A). Lineage: Eukaryota; Metazoa; Arthropoda; Insecta; Coleoptera; Silphidae. The record is from RefSeq and is a predicted model, not a curated record. Gene Ontology annotation, cellular component: nucleolus. Gene Ontology annotation, biological process: ribosomal large subunit biogenesis; ribosomal large subunit export from nucleus. The coding region runs from base 109 to 2259 and encodes 716 amino acids. The transcript is spliced from 3 exons.
UGCUUCCAAUCGCAUUUGUCUAUAUUCUGACAUCAAAACAUAACCUAUUUUUAUACAUGUGUUUUCUUUAGUUGAAUCAAUGUGAAAAGUUAACCGAAAUACAGUAAAAUGGUGCGUAAACAGAAUAAUCAGUUGCCGGAUAAUUUGCCGCAACUGCAGAAUUUAAUUAAACGCGAUGCAGAAUCCUACCAUGAAGAGUUUAUGCAGCAGUUGGAGCAUUUCAAAAAUACAAUUGAAGUGUUUGAAUUGACCCCGGAACAACCAAACAAAACUUUAGAUGAAUUGGUAAUGUUCAUGGCUCAGGUGGCACAAUGCUAUCCGAAGGAGCUUUCCAGUUUCCCACAGCAAUUGAUAAAUUUGCUAGAGAAACAUAACACAGUUUUGGAGAACAGCAUGAGGAUGAUAUUUUGUAAGGCACUGAUUCUGCUCCGAAACAAAAACCUUUUGGCUCCCACAGAUUUGCUUGAACUGUUCUUCAAACUGUUGAGAUGUCAAGACAAGGCAUUGAGAAGCUUUUUGGAAAAUCACAUUGUUACUGACAUUAAGAAUAUCAAUGCUAAACAUAAGAAUGCAAAGUUGAAUACUACAUUACAGAACUUUAUGUUUGUCAUGUUAAAUGAUACGAAUCAUAGAGCUGCUAAAAUGUCUUUGGAUAUUAUGAUUGAUUUAUACAAAAAGAAUGUAUGGAAUGAUACCAAAACUGUGAAUGUCAUUGCCACAGCUUGUUUUUCUAAAGUAGUUAAGGUAAUGGUUACAGCAUUAAAAUUCUUUUUGGGGAAAGACCCAGAAGAAAAGGAUUCAGAUGAAUCAGAUUCAGAGGAUGAAGUAGAUCCAAAGGAAGUUAUGAUGGCAAACAAAGUCAACAAGAAGACGAGAAAGCGUGAAAAGCAACUUAGCAAAGUUAAGAAAAUAGCUGCAAAAAAUUAUAAAAAGAAAAAGAACGCGCCCGUUUUCAAUUUCUCAGCUAUUCAUUUAAUACACGACCCACAAGGCAUGGCUGAAAAGUUAUUUAAGCAGUUGGAAACUCAGACGAAACGAUUCGAGGUGAAAUUAAUGAUGCUGGAUGUUAUUUCCCGAUUGAUCGGUUUGCACGAUUUGUUCCUGUUCAAUUUCUAUCCUUAUUUGCAAAGAUUCAUGCAACCACAUCAGAGAGAAGUCACGAGGAUACUUCAGUUUGCUGCACAAUCCAGCCACGAACUUGUACCGCCAGAUAUAAUCGAAUCAGUCUUAAAGACCAUAGCCAAUAAUUUUGUGACUGAAAGAAACUCUUCAGAUGUUAUGGCCGUUGGAUUGAACGCCAUCAAAGAAAUAUGCAGCAGAUGUCCAUUGAGCAUGAACGAAGAUUUGCUUCAAGAUUUGGCACAGUACAAAGCGUAUAAGGAUAGAAGUGUUAUGAUGGCAGCCAGAGGGUUGAUCGUGUUGUUCAGAAAUAUAAGACCGGAAUUAUUGCAUAAGAAGGACAGAGGCCGACCGACGGAAGCGUCUGAGGAGUUGGAAGUUAGGGAGUACGGACAGGUCGAUGCUAAGGACUUUAUUCCCGGAGCCGAAGUUUUAUUGAAGGAAACUCAUAGCGAUGUUGAAAUUAAUUCUGAAAGUGAGUCUGAUGACGAUGAAUGGGUUGACAUCAAGCAUUCUUCUGAUGAGGAAAUCGAAGGAGAUGAUGAUGAUGACGACGAUGAGGAAGAAGAUGAUGAUGAAGAAGUUGAUGACGAACAGGAUGAAGAUGACGAGGAAACCGAGGAAGGAAAAGAAGACAAGAAAGAGAAAAAGACAGAGGAGACGGUGUUGAAAGGAAAAGCUAAAAAGGCGGCAGAGAGGAAACUGAAAGUUGAGCAGGCGAAGCAAGUGUCUCUGGAUAGGUUAUUGACAGAUGAAGAUUUUAAGAGGAUCGAUUUAGCCAACGUUAAAAAACAAGUGUUCUCCUCAAGCGCGAAGGGCUUGAAGAGGAAGAUAGACGAAUCCGUGCCCGAGAGAUCUGACCUGGUGAAACUCGGAGAUAUCGAAAACAUCUACAAAAGGAAGAAACACGAUAAGCAGACGAGGUUGGAGACCGUAAAGAACGGACAGACCGAUAGGAAGGAGUUCGGUUACAAGGACGGCAGACAGAAUAUACAUUGCUCGAAGACAAAUAGGGAAAAGAGGAAAAAUAAGGCGCAUCAGAUGAUUGUCCAUAAAAUGAAGGGCAAAGUCAAGAGGAGUUUCAAAGAUAAGCAGGUUGCUCUUAGAAACCAUCUCACCAAACAGAAGAAAAUGCGUUGAGUGUAAAUUCAUAAAUGUAAUAUGUAUAUUUUUUUAACAU